UUUUGAAUAAGUUGUCCACUCGGGUUCACAUGCAGCACGUUUCCCUCAUGGCUGGCAGCUCGAACGCAGAGAAACUGGAGCUGGUGGCUCAGAGCAUCAGAUCUUUCCCGGAUUUCCCUUCUAAAGGGAUUUUAUUCUGGGAUAUCUGCCCCAUCCUAAAAGACCCCAGAACUCUGACCGCUGUUACAGACCUGUUCGAGGAGCAUGUCAGAAAAAACUUCCCUCAGGUGGAGCUGAUUGUAGGUCUGGAUGCCAGAGGGUUCCUGUUUGGGCCUCUUUUGUCUCAGAGGUUGGGGAUAGGAUUCGCUCUGGUCAGAAAGAAAGGGAAGCUUCCAGGUCCCACAGUGGGUGUAGCGUAUGACCUCGAGUACGGAAAGGCAGAAGCAGAGAUACAGGCAGACGCUGUGGCACCAGGACAGAAGGUUCUCAUCAUUGAUGACCUGCUUGCUACUGGAGGGACGCUGUUUGCAGCAUGUGAGCUGAUGAAGGAACAGAAGGCUGAGGUUCUGGGCUGUUUGGUGGUGAUCGAACUGAAAGAGCUCAAAGGAGCUGAAAGACUGAAGCCUAAUUCUGUAUAUUCUCUGGUGCAACAUUGACCAAAUGUGUCCAGUCCAACAGCCUGUUCUGUUUUGCAUCCGUAGAGCAGUGGUCAUCGUCUCCGCAGCCGCAGAUCUAUCUUUAAGUCAGCUGAAUGAGGUGGAUCUCAACACGGAGAUGAUGACUACUGCUAUAGUUUAGUCUGUGUUUACACUGAUGAUUCACACAGAGCACAUUCUUCUUUUUUAAGUUUUAUUACUGAUAUGCCAAGUCAUUAGACUAGCAUCAUGUUCAUGAAAGUUAAAGAACGCAGUUUUUACCUGUGGGAUAUGUGGGUGGAUUUGGGGCAUCAGCCUUGUAUGUCCAUGUAGUUUCUGCCACUUCAUGAGCAAUUUGCAAACUGCUGUCCCAUGACUUUUGGCAUGCUAUUGUACAAAUAAAGGUGCUUCAAAUGGUUCCUUUGGAAAACCA
Molecule: messenger RNA, 1008 nt
Organism: Astyanax mexicanus (Mexican tetra)
Lineage: Eukaryota; Metazoa; Chordata; Actinopteri; Characiformes; Acestrorhamphidae
Gene: aprt
Product: adenine phosphoribosyltransferase
Exons: 5
Coding region: 30-596 (188 amino acids)
Biological process (GO): adenine salvage; AMP salvage
Cellular component (GO): cytoplasm
Molecular function (GO): AMP binding; adenine binding; adenine phosphoribosyltransferase activity
Source: RefSeq, a predicted model, not a curated record